UAUAAAUUCUCCGAGAUAAAAACGAACAUUAAGCUAACAAACAUUGUUCUCCGCUUUUGUUUUGUACUUUUGUGCUUUUAAAUUUGCUGUAAAAAAAAAAAAAACAUUUAAUCAAAAACAUGGGUAAGUCAAGUGAACCUAAGCCCGAUGGGGACAAACAAAAAAAUACUUUAGACAUUGGUUUAUUGGAAGAAGACGAUGAAUUUGAAGAGUUUCCAGUGGAAGGUAACUUAACUUCAAAAUCAAAGUGUAAUAUAUCAUGUUUAAUAUUUAAUUUUUGAUUAUUAAGAAUGGGCGAGUCAAGACGAAGAAGAUAAGGAAGCUAAUGUUUGGGAGGAUAAUUGGGAUGAUGACAAUGUCGAGGAUGACUUCAGUGUUCAAUUGAGGUAAAUAUUAAUUAUGGUUAUUGCUAUAUUUUUAUGUAUUAUUUUUGUUUAAAAUUCAUUACUUAUUUGUUGUAUUUUAUAAGCAUUCUCAUUACUAAUAACUUAUAUUAAAUCCAUACAAAGUAGUAUAUAUUCCAAGAUAAUUUUGUGUACAUGGUGUAAAAUUGACUAAUGAAUCAUUCAUUUUUUUUUUUUUUUAAGUUCUACUUAAAUUGUUUACAUUGCCAUUAUAAUAUCAAUUAUUAUCAAUUUAUCCAUGAAAAAUAAACUUCAACAAAUUGUAGAAACUUAGUGAUUUAUUAUUAGUAAAUAUUUGUAAUACCAGCAUUUUUUUUCAAAAUAUAUUUAUAUAAAAGAUCUUUGAUUUAUAAAAACAAUUUUUUUAAAAAAUUAAAUUUGAAAUAUAAAAUUGAGGAAUCAUAAUGUAAACUGCAAGGCUCUAAUGAUUAUUACAAGAAAAAGGAACCCUAAAAUAUUGAACAAAACAAAAGUUAUUUCAGGUAUACCUGAAUCUUCGUGUUACAGUCUGUAUUCCUAUGCGUACACAAAUUAAAUUAAAGUUAUUGAAUAUAUAUUGUUUUAAUUUACUAAUUUUUUUUUUUUUUUCAGAGCUGAGUUUGAAAAACAAAAUAUUCCUGCUACGUUUUAAAAUUAUUUAUUUUAUAAUGUUUUUGUAAUCAGUUAAAAGUAAAAUGCAUAUAUUAAAAUAAUUAUAUAAAUGUAUGCAACUAAUAUAAGGUUCUUUUUAUUUUGAAU
Cinara cedri is the source of this 1142-nucleotide messenger RNA. The record is from the annotation of a GenBank genome assembly. Lineage: Eukaryota; Metazoa; Arthropoda; Insecta; Hemiptera; Aphididae.